AUGAGUCUUCGUAUCUUGUGUUUUGGUGAUAAUAGUCAUCAUCAAUUAGGUGUUCAAACAUCGACAAAUUAUGAGAGGAGAAAUAUUAUUCUCUCUGCAAUGCAUCCUUCACAAAAUAUGGUAGCCGGAAGUCAAUUACUUCAACAUGAUCACAACUCGUAUUGGACAAGGGAAGAACAAGAAAAAUGUAAAGUACACAUAUUGAAUACAACAAAAGUGUUCAACAAGCAAACUAUUGUUAAGGUUAUUUGCGGAACAAAUAGAACAUUUUUUAUCACUGAUUCUCACAAAGUUUAUUGUUGUGGUAUGAACGAUUUACAAAAUUUACCAGUCUCUUUUAAAAAUUCAAUGGUUGAUGAUGAUUAUAAAUCAAGAAAAUAUGUAAAAACACCAACUUUAUGUGAUUUACUUGAGGAAGAUAUUGUUGAUGUGAGUUGUGGAUAUUUCUACAAUCUUUUCAUUGGCAGAAGGCCACUUGUUAUGUAUGCAUCAGGAAAUAAUACCUUUGGUCAAUGUUCAUUGAGUGAUUCUGCUGGAUUACCUAAAAUUGUAAAUCCUCCACAACUUGUAGACAUGUCAAAACUCAAACCAACCAGUACAAGUAUUUUACAAGUUGCUUGUGGUACUAAUCACACUCUCAUGUUGACCAAUGAUAACAGAGUUUAUAUUACAGGUUCACCAGAUAAUGGUAAAUUAGGAUUUGAUCCAAGUGAUAAUGCCAAUUCAGAAUUACUAGAUGAAGAUAUUGUUCCACAAUUCUCUCUUUUGAAAUGUAAAGAUAUUGAUUCCAAAACAGUUCAAGUUCAAGCUGGUAAUGCAUGGUCAUUGUUUUUGAGAAAUGAUGGUCAAGUAUAUUUCUGUGGACAAAGCAAAUUGUUUGUUGAACCUGUCUUUACUCCAACAUUGGUCAAGACAACAUUACCUGUAUCUAGAAUUAUUUCUGGAAGUGAACAUGCCUUCUUCCUCUUCCGUAAGAAUGAACAAGAGAUUAGUCUUGCUGGAUUUGGUAGAUAUUUGGAAGGUCAACUUGGACAAAAGAUUUCCUCACAAAGAGAUAGACUUGAUGGUACCAAUUUGAAUGAUGUACCUCUCCCAGAAGAUAUUGCCAAAACAUUCUCUGAUAUCAGUGUUGGUGGAUAUCACACUGUUUGUACAACCACAUCAUUGGAAAAGGAUCAAUCUUCAAUUAAUCAUGUCUAUGUUACUGGAUCGAAUAUUUGUAAUCAACUUGGUUAUUAUUUGGAUGAAAUGAGAGAAUCACCACUUGCUGAACCAUCAGUGUCAACCUUCUCUAAAAUUGAAAGACACUACGUUGACUUGCACUUGAAAUCUAGCAAGUUUAAGAUUAAUGCAGCAUGUGGUGAAUUGCACACUUUUAUUUAUUUCACUUCCGACUCUAAUUUGAAUACAGUUUGUGCUCACUUUUCUGGUGGAGUUCUUCAUCCUUCACUUGAUGCUUGGGUUGAUAUUAACAUUGUUACAACAAGUUCAAGUUCUGAAAAGAAGAGUCGUAAAAUUGAACAAGUUGACGAGCCAUCCACACAACCAUCCAAGAAACUUAAACAAUAAAUUUAUUAAUUUAUAUA
This is a messenger RNA of Naegleria gruberi, 1586 nucleotides long. RefSeq lists its product as uncharacterized. The record is from RefSeq and is a predicted model, not a curated record. Bases 1 to 1569 code for a protein of 522 amino acids. Lineage: Eukaryota; Heterolobosea; Eutetramitea; Acrasida; Naegleriidae. The transcript has a single exon.